This is a messenger RNA of Apis laboriosa (Himalayan honeybee), 2903 nucleotides long. RefSeq names its product calcium release-activated calcium channel protein 1-like. Gene Ontology annotation, biological process: store-operated calcium entry. The transcript is spliced from 2 exons. The record is from RefSeq and is a predicted model, not a curated record. The coding region runs from base 930 to 1997 and encodes 355 amino acids. Gene Ontology annotation, molecular function: store-operated calcium channel activity. Lineage: Eukaryota; Metazoa; Arthropoda; Insecta; Hymenoptera; Apidae. Gene Ontology annotation, cellular component: membrane.
CAAAAAUAACCGCGAAUAUUAAUAGAGAAACUUUCUCGAUCAAACACGACUUCUCACUCGACCAGACAGAAAAGCGGAACGUAACUACGGGAAUAUCAAAAUUGACCAGAGAGAGAUUUCCCUUCGCAAGCAACGUAAUUAAUUACACGAUUGCCCCUCGGUGGCGUCUCGAUACCUGGUCUCGAUACGCUCCCCACGAUUACCUUAUCUCCAUUUUAAAAGCAAGAAAACAAGCGUCAUUGGCCGCGGUCGCAUCUUUCAACGGAAACCCGCGAGAGAGGAGAGGUAUAUACAUAAGACGUAUUACAGGUAUACGGGAACGGUCAGGUAGAACUCACGUACGUUAAGGUCGUGUAGCCGGUUAUUAUGUAGCCGAUAUGGUUCCGAGGCAAUUAAUACUAUUGUUAUGAUUCAGACGAAUACGUCAUAUGUGUCUGAACGACGAUGCAACGGCGCGUUUUCGUUGGUCAGUAUUCGACUAUAAUAACUUCCAGCUACUCUGAUCCGGACCAGCUUAGAUCGUUCCACAUGCUUAGAAACCGCUUUCUAAAUUAAUGCAUUGGGAAAAAUGCGUGUUCGCUCGCCACCUGGAACGGAUGUAAUUAAUUGUUCAGUGUCACGACGAUAUAUACAAUACGGUAUGGAAAUAUCGAAAUAUAGUGGCUAUAGUUUGAUUCGUGGAAAGGAAUUUUGAUUCGGGAAAAGUGGCUCGAGAUAUGGUGCAAAAGAACUGAAACGCAUGAUAACACAUCGGUGAUCGUAUACAUAUGCUCUCUGCAGUGAUUCAACCAAGGAAACGUCGAUGAUAACGUCGGAUGUUCGUGAAAAUUUUGCGGUAAAAUUUUCUUUGACUCUUUGAGGUGAUAUCGAAACGACAGAUGUUGCUGACGAUGAGAUUUCGACAAUACGGAAAUAAUAAAUAAGCAAUUAUGUCGAAUAAUAAUCUCGGCGAAGGGAAAUCUUUUAACAGUACGCUGAUCCAAGAUGUAAAGGUUACGAACGAGAAGUACGACAAGAACAAUGCAGUCGCCCCGCACAAAAGCAACGAGGAAAUGGUCAAAAAGUCGAGCAAAGCGACUCAGAUCGAUCUUAUCCAAUUUUCUUACGGUACGCAGAGAAUCAGGCCACCUUCUUUGGGUUAUUUGCCGAAACAGAUGCACACCAGCGAAUCCAAUUAUCCAAGCUAUAACUCGAAGAGUUCGUCGUUGUGCCCGUCUCAGAGCGAGUUAGUUCUAUCGCCAAGAAACAAGAACAAUCGUUAUGUAGCUUUAGAUAUGAGAUCGAUGAGCAGUCUUCCAUUUUCAAAUAGCCAUACCUCGAUAAAUAACAUGCCGUACACAUGUUGUUGUACGUGCACGGGAUCACCAGGAUCACCAACACCCUCCUCCAGACAAAUGGAGGAACAAGAUGGUCCUGAAGGUCUUUCGUGGAGGAGAUUACACAUGAGCAGAGCUAAAUUAAAAGCUACUGCAACAACAUCGGAAUUAUUAAGCGGUUUCGCUAUGAUAGCUAUGGUUGAACUGCAAAUAAAUGAGCCAACCGCGGUGCCCGAAUGGCUGUUUGUGAUGUUCGCUGUUUGCACAACCGUCCUAGUAUCAGUACACAUCUUUGCUUUAAUGAUAAGCACGUAUUUAUUGCCGAAUAUCGAGGCCGUCAGUAAACUUCACGUGUCUCGCCUCGUUUCGGAAUCACCUCAUGAAAGAAUGCGCGGCUUCAUCGAGCUGGCUUGGGCAUUUUCCACGGUAUUAGGAUUAUUUUUGUUCCUAGUGGAGGUAGCUAUACUGUGCUGGGUGAAAUUCUGGGAUUAUUCGUUUACCGCCGCCACUGCCAGUACUAUCAUAGUCAUUCCAGUCCUUAUAGUGUUCAUCGCGUUCGCCGUUCACUUCUAUCAUUCCUUAGUGGUAUAUAAAUGCGAAUCAACGGUGACCGAUAUGAACGAGUUGGAAAAUAUCAAGAGAAAUUUAGAUAAUGUAGCGAUGGGGCAGAGCAGCGUAUGAUAAAAUUAAAGAUUUCGAUUUUCAAAUCAAUUUCCAAGUCGAUUGGAUUGUGUCCUUGUCUUCUAAAAUACAUCCCAGAGACUGCGUAUUAUUUAUCCGUUGUUUUACUGGAAAUUAUUGUAAUCAUACUCAAUAACGUAUACGCUAUACACUACACACGUUAAUAACGAUGAAAGAAGAACACAUGUAAGUUUAUUCAAUAACUUUACUUAUUCAAUACGAUCACGCGAAAGCGACCGUAUUUUUAUUAUAUAUAAAAAUGUACAUAGCUGUACACAUGCAAGUCGAGAAUUGCAACAGUACAAGCAAAGUGCUCUUAUAAGUAUAUCAGCUAUAUUAUUUAGCAUUUAAUUAUAUCCUAUUUAUGACUUAAUUCCCAAUUUCUUCUUUAAAUGUAUCUCUCAUUUACCUUUUUAUUUCAUACAUCAUAUCAAUAUAUAUAUAUAUAUCAUUUUGUCACUUAGUUUGUGGAAAAACUGAAGGACAGUCGAGUGUGUUAUUUAUGUACAUGCUUCCCAUUCUGAAACUUAUUAUAUCCUAGUCACAAUAAGUUACUCAUCAGACUUGAAGAUUCUCGUUGAUUAAAACGUGAUUUGUUACAUGAAUUUAUAAAAAAGAAGAAAUGUAAUUUUAUGCAUCUUUCACUUUCACCAUAAACUAAGUUGUUAGUUUAAUCUUAUAUCCGAUAUUUUCUACAUUAUUAUGCAUUAAAUUUUGUUUGUACAAAAACAAACAAUUUGUAUUAAACAUAGAAAUGUAAUUAAAGCAAGAACAUAAUAUAAUCAUUUUCCUAUAUAAAAAAUAAUUCAGGGAUUUCACUCUAAUAAUGAAAGCAUUGAAACACAUUUUAUUAUUGCAUAAUAUCUCUGAUGAAAUAUUUUUCGUUUUUACUAAAAACGAAACUAA